UUUUGUAGCAUCAAAUGUAAGCCACACCCUGUUUAAAAAAGAACGAAAUGUAUCUUCAAAUUAGUUGAAAUCUGUUAGAGAGACACGAGUUAUCAAAGGAUUUAAAAGUAUAAAAACCUUAUUUAAUUGUAUUGUAACACUUUCCAAGGCUUUAAAAGUAACUUAGAAGAAAUGAAUGUAUUAAAUGUAUUUUGUGUUACUUCAAAAUCUAAAAGAAGAGUAUUUUUUAUCAGUUUUAUUUUAUUACUAUUAGAAACUGUAACUAGUUUACCUCUUCACUGUAACAUUACAGUGAAAGACAGUGAUAAAGAAAAUACACAACCAUGGGAAAACAUGAGAUUGAUUGAUGAUAUCGUUCCAUACAAUUACUUUCUGGCAGUUGAGGUAAAUAUGGAUAAUGACUUCUUCGAUGGCGAGGUUAGCAUUUACGUUAACGUAACUAAAUCAACUAAUGUAAUUUUAGUUCAUCAAGUCGACCUCCAAAUUAAUAAUGUGUUAUUGAAAAACGUUGAAGACAAUCAAAUUCAGAUUGAUAGUCACUUUAACUAUUUUGCCAAUGAAUAUUACGUAAUAAAAGUCGCUUCAAUGCUCUUAGCUAAUAUGUCGUACGUAAUUUUUAUUGAUUUUAACGGAACAUUGCGUUCAGAUCUUAAUGGAUUUUAUAAAAGUAGUUAUACGGAAAAUAAUAUUACACACAAUAUUGCAUCAACAUUUUUCUCUCCUAUAAGUGCACGAAAAGCUUUUCCGUGUUUUGAUGAGCCAAAGUUUAAAGCAACAUUUUCAUUGUCUCUUACUCAUAAUGAAAAAUAUCAUGCUAUUUCAAAUAUGCCUAAAUCAAUAAGCAAGGAAAAUGGAACGAAAAUAUCCACUUUGUUUCAAACAACGCCAAUAAUGUCAACAUAUACUCUUUGCUGGGUAGUUUCUAAUUAUAAACACAUCAAGUUAAUAACUGAUAAUGGAUUAGUUAUAAAAGCUUGGGCGCCUCACAAUCAACUUGCUGAUACAGAGUAUACAUUAAAUGCAACAGUAAUGCUUCUAAAGUAUUUUGAAGAUUACUUUAAAAUACCAUUUUUAUUGAAAAAACUUGAUAUUGUUGCCAUACCAAACUUUGGACCAGGAGCAAUGGAAAAUUGGGGUCUAAUAACCUAUAGAUCUGACAAAAUGUUAAUAAAUAAUGAAUUAUCAACAGAAAUAGAUAAGCAAGCAACUUUUUUAAUUAUUGCUCAUGAAUUAGCGCAUCAAUGGUUUGGUAACCUAGCAACGAUGAAGUUUUGGACUGAUACUUGGUUAAAAGAAGGUUUUGCUAGUUACAUGAGUUAUUAUGGAUCUGAUCAACUUAAACCAAAUAUGGAAUCUAUGAAAAAAAUUUUUACUGACCUAAUGAUACCGGCUUUUAAAUUAGAUUCUUUUUUGACUUCGCACCCAAUUUCAACAAAAGUAAUUAAUUCUAAUGAAAUUAGAGAAAUCUUCGAUACGAUAACAUACAACAAAGGUUCAUGCAUUGUCCAAAUGCUUCAUAGUUAUUUAGGAAAAGAAAAAUUCAGAAAGGGACUCCAACAGUAUCUCAACAUAUUUUCAUAUAAAAAUGCCGAUCAAGAUGAUUUAUUGAAACAACUAAGGAAUGAUAAGUCCGUAAUGGACACUUGGACUUUGCAACUUGGUUUUCCAGUUAUCUCCAUUGAUAGAAUAGAUAACGAAACAGUUAUUGUAUCUCAAGAACGAUUCAGCCUGGACAUUUUAAAUAAAGAGUUUACCUACAUAAAAAAGCAGGGUGAUGAGUCAGUAAUUGGUGAAAUCUAUAUAAGAAAGCAGGAAGAUGAGUCGAACGAAAACGACUAUUAUCCGUGGCAAGUAACUUUAUCUGAGUUAAGUUUUAUUGAUCAUGUUAAAAAUGAGGAUAAUAUUAAAGAAAAGUUUCAAAAUAAACAAAUACGAAUUGCAAUUGAUUAA
Messenger RNA from Hydra vulgaris (swiftwater hydra), 1950 nucleotides. Lineage: Eukaryota; Metazoa; Cnidaria; Hydrozoa; Anthoathecata; Hydridae. The record is from RefSeq and is a predicted model, not a curated record.